GGCGCAGCCGGAGUCCAGCGGGACGGGCUGAACUCCUCCAGUUCAGGAUGUUUUACUGGGACUCUUACUCCAUAUCAGACUGUAGGCAAGUGGAGUACAGGCGAAAACUUUGGAAAUAACACGCGUUGGGAAAACUUUUGGCGGCUCUUCUAGCUAAUUUGGGAAUUGCUAGUUGUGCAAACGGUUGCGGAGAUUAGCCAACGAAGCUAACGGGACUUUAAGUAAGAGAAUAAGUGCCAUUCAGCUGGGCUGUUUAACCUAGGGUUACAUUCAGCUCUCUGCCAAUGCUGUGAGACUCUACAGGCAGGCUGAACGGACCGGGACCUUGUAGUGCAGCAUGAAUAACAAUAAGAAAAACAGAAUUUGCAUAUAUUUGUCGUUAUCCGAUAAGGGCUAUUGUCUAUCGUAAUUUGGCGGUUUCAUAACCAAAUUACUACUAUGAGGAUGUCAGGAAAUCUCCCAAAGCAGGUGUAUUAUUAAACUGUAAAUCUAAUUUUGCAGAGAAUGUCCCACUUGGAAAGUUCCAGUUCAUAUUUUGGUUUGGAGGACCCGCAGUGGCUAUGCAUGGUCACCCUGUUCAUCGCAUCCCUGGUUACUCUGGCUCUGUACUUCGUACAGUAUUUCCAUCCUGGGCUCAUAGGAAGCAGGCAGAGAGCAGCAGCAGCUGAGGUCAAAGCGGCGGAGGAGGAAGCAGCAGCUCUGCUGGGAUGGGCGCUGUCACUGAAGAGCUGGAAAAGUCAAUGGAGGGGAGCUUGGUGCAGGGCUCUGAAUGAAGAGGCAACCAAGCGUGGGUGUGCCCUUCUUUUGGCGUUUGAAGAAGAUGGGCUUGAGGCAUCAGAACUCACUGUCGGCAAGGUGUCCGGUUUUCAGAAGUCUGCCACAAACAAGGCCGCCGUCUGCAGUGUAGUCGGAGAGAGGCUUCAGUUCUCUGUCAGCGCAGAGUCCACAGCCGGAGCAGAUCCUUGUAAAUACACGGCAUGCAUAGCUCCAGUAGAGCUGCAGCUUCAACUACGCAUGCAGGAGGUCCAGGAUGAGAUCAAAGUGAGCUGGGAAGUGUCCUGUCUGGACGGUAAGGGGCUGCACGUGACCCCUAUCCCCACACAGGACGUGGCCAACUCUUGCAGCCCAGCAGCCAUAAAGGAGCGGCUGAGGCAGCUGUUGUGUGCGACUCAUCCCUCUGUGCUGCUGAGCUGCAGGCCUGCUCAGGUCUCAGAGCGCAAGGAAGCUCAUAACAAAGUAAUGUCGCCUCCAAAGCCCCCCCGGGCUCACGACUGGAAGCUGCUGGUGAAAAACACCCAGGUCAAGCUCAAUCAGGAGGCAGAUGCUGCAGGCAGCAUGAAUCCUCUGUGUGUUCUCCAGCUGGAUGAUCCUCCACAGAGGUUUAGCACCUCUAUUUCAAAGAACACAACCAAUCCUACCUGGGACCAGCCAUUUGUUUUUGAGUUGAAUGGACGAUCCAAAGAGCUUUCUGUUCAGUUGUUAAAUGAUGGCCAACCUCCAGAGAGUUCUUUACUAGGUCAGAUGUGUGUGCCUUUUGAUCUUGUGAAGAAGCAGCCGAAAGGACAGCAAACAUUUGCACUUAAGACCAAAGACAUAGUGACUGGAUCACUUACUACUGAGUUUACCUAUCUAGAGCCCAGUGAGGUGAGGUCCUGGCAACCUCCAACUCCAGCCAGUAAGAGGGUGGAGAUGGACCGUACUGUCAUGCCCUGCGGCACGGUGGUCACCACCAUCACCGCUGUGAAGAGCAAACCCGGGCGACCUCUCCCACUUAAUAACACUGAGCCUGCCCUGAAGAUGGUUGACAACAAGGCCAAGCUAGCUGAGCGCAGGGUUUCAGAGCAGGUAUCUUUACUGGGGGGCACGGUGAGUAAGGCCCUAUCCUCCUCUGACACUGAGCUGCUCAUGCUCAAUGGAACAGACCCAGUGGCGGAAGCAGCAAUCAGACAGCUCCACCAGUCGGCUAAGCAGAAGCUGAAAUCGCCGGUGAAGAAGAGUACCAUCAUCAUCUCAGGCAUUGCCAAAACACCCUUGUCUCAGGUUGACGAACUUGCUCUGAUGGCUGGUUACGCAGCACAGAUGGAUGCCUCGAUGUCAGAGAGUAGCUCCACUCAGGACGUGACCACGGCUAUUGCAUCAGGUACCAGCAGUCUUCCUGAGGGGUCUGAGCCCCAGGAAGGUCCCACUGGAGUCGGCCGGCCUCCAGAAGACUGGGAGAGUCAAACUGAAGAAGCACUAGACAACACAUCACUGUCCAUGUGUGUAUCUGAGGCAAGCUGUAAGAAAAGCAGAGAGGAGAGCAGUGCUAAGCAGAGUUUUUGCCCUGUUGAGUAAGUUACUUCAUAAGCUUGCCCUAUCUUUGAGACUCUAGUGUGUGUAGUCCUGCUAGCGUUACUAGAAUUUAGGAAUACGAUGGAGCUGACUAGUAUAGUUUUUUGCCUAAUCACACACAAUAGAACUGACAGAUCUGACUGAACCAGAAGUAAAAGCCAUUGGUCCUCAUUUAUCAAAUCUGCACAUGGCAAAAUGAAGUCUGUGCUGUCUUUUUCACUGCAGGUUUGGGGUGCAUGUGUUUGGACAUGAGAUGCACUUAAAUCGAACGCCUGGUCUCAGAUCAGUAUCAGUGCAGCUGUGGUAAUCAGUGUCUGUCUGAGUAUUAUUAUUUUAUAAUGAUGAAACAUUAUGCCUAGUAGGUUCCAGGUGGUAAUUUUUGACUUAAUUGUUUUUCUUUCUGAAUUGAGUUUAAAGAUUUCAGAGACCAAUUGCAGUAAAAAUCCAUGGCCUAAAAACAUUUGCUAUUGUAGUGACAUUAAUGGGGGGCAUUUUCAGAAAUCACUUAAAUUCGUAGUCAUGAAGAAUUCAGGAAGAAAACUCUUGAGACAGCUGUGUCUGAGAUCAGAAUGUGUGUACCAAAAACAAUGUUAUUGCAUUAAUCCGGGCUUUGCGAGAUUAUUUGAUUGCUUUUCUGGCUCAAAUUGAUUUCAUGGAGAGAUCAGGGGUCAUUAAGUUUAUUCAGUCCUUUCAAGCAUUUCAUUAUUGGGUGAUAUUGAAAUCUAAAUAGCGUUUAGAGGAGGGAAAGCAGGUGCUCCCCUCGCUGGGGUUUCUGGACGGUAGGACGUUUCAGUAGAAGAUCAGGGUAGCGCGGAUUCAAAGGUGGAGACGGGUUUAUCCACAUUUAAUAUGUAAUUGUUGGCAAGUUCGUGUUAAAAUGGCAAAAUAACAGACAAUAUGCGUCAGGAACUGUGGCUCAUAAUGUGCAUAUGUCAGUAAUCUUCUGUGAUGCAGUUUUUUUAUGUCGUCUUUCAUUCGUGCAUGUCACUAAUUCUGUGGGGGAGGUAACUAUGAAUAAACAGGGCGAUGGUUUGUACAUGAAGAUUGUUUCCAGCAUCAGAUUUAUUGACACCCUACUGUUUGCGGCGCUGGGAUUGGCCAGCAUACAUGCAGUUUCAUAAAUCACAUGUAGACCUUAUCCUAUGGUGGCUUCUGCGCCAGAAUCCAAGCCAGUGUUUGGUAAUGAGGCUCAUUGGCUUUACACUACAAUGUUACAAUGCCUGUUAUUAUUUAUAGGUUUAGUUUCAAAUGUUACAUUGGACAACUUAUCCACAUGUAGUGUUUAUCCAGGUUUAUUGUAGGCAGAAAUCAAGGAAACAUGCUUGUAGACCUGUCAGAUCAAUGAGUGCUGUUUGAUAGUACAGUUUGUGUGUGUUAGCUGGUGAUUAUAUAACCACUUUAAAUUUGUGAUCUAGAAUCAUUCUCUUCAAAUCACCCAUUAUAGAUUUUAUUGAAAGUCCCAACUAAGACAUAUCCUGUACCACUUGAAGUUCCUUUUUUGUUUUGUUUUGUUGUCUUGCUCUUUCAGAUUCUCUAAGAAUCACUAGACAUGCCAGAAUUAGUUUUUUAAUCGUUUUAAUCUGAUUCUUUCCUGAGACCAUGCUAAGUUGCUUCCCCUUCACCUUGUUGCUGCAGGCAGCUUCCUUCAGAAGAGCGCCAAGCUCUUCUUCAGACGGCGUCACCAGCGCAAAGACCCGGGGAUGAGCCAGUCGCACAAUGACCUGGUUUACCUUGAGUCUCCGGCUGCAGUGGAGCGGGCCAGUAGGACCGCCACGCUUAGCCGCAUGCUCAUCCGCAAGAGUAAGAGUAAUAAAAAUAAGAGCAAAGCUAAUGGCUCUACUCCUUCGGGGGAUCCGCAUGUGUGACCGCCCCCUCCCCCACACCGUCACUGCUGUUCAACCUCAGCCUCUUCACAGUACUGGAAUUCGGGGAUCAAUAAAGUAUCUUUGAAUUGAAUUGAAUUGAGCUAACGUCAUCACCUCCACAUUAUAGAUGCACUGGCAAACAUUAAGGCUAACCUGCUUCCCCUAAUGCCUUGUCUGGAGACUGGAGCCCCUGCACUGUGACCAGGAAGGCUGAGAAGUCUUCUCUUCUUGCUAUAUUCAACAUAAGAACUUCCUGUAAAAAGCUGACUUUUUUCAAACUGCACGUGUGUUUACAUGUGAACAACAUUGUACUGUUUUGAGUUGAUGGCUUAUAGGCUGACAUUAUUUAGCAUGUUUCCUUUAAUUGAUUUUAUGCCACAGUCGGGAAUCUUAAGUGCUUUUAUGGCCUCGUUGCGGACGGAUGGGACUGAUGCGGGUCGCCUUUCUUUACCUCACCGACACUGAGUGCGAUCAGAAAACUCUCCCUGCUGUGAACUGCAUGUUUCCUUCGCUGGACCAGCAGGACCAAAGAUGAAGAGCAGAGUGCCGUUUGUAUGAGUUGCAUGAGUCGAGUAGCUUCUAUUCAUUGUGCGAUGACAGGAGCCACUACUGUGAUAGAGCCUCUUCUGUACUGCUUCCUGUUUAAAAUAUUUCACAAAGGGAGAUCGUCAUCAUCCGACUACUACUUUAACACUAAUGCUACAGGAUGAUUGGUUGAAAAUCAUUACAUCUGUUCCAAAUACUUGAUUAAUUGUUUAAUAUACAUUUGCAGUGUAUGCAGAAGCUCCUCAGACCCCUUUUAACUUAUUUUGCCUUGACUUAAAUAGAAAUCUGUUUCAGCUUACCUAAUGGUGGUGAUGAUGAUAAAUCUUGUCUAGCAUGAGUAAAACAUUAAUUUCCAACCUAAAAAUGUUUCACAAGUGAGACCUGAAUACACUGAAAGCAUUGCAUAAAGGCUGUAAAACUGUUUUCCUAUGAAAAUGAGUUGCUUCAGAUGAGUUAUUGGUUGUAAAGAGGUUAUACUACUAUGUACCGCUAGCUUUUACAACAGUUUGCCUCUCUACCAAGAAGAAGCAGCAUGCUUUGAGGUCUCUGUAAUAAUUUAUGUUUAGUCUUCCUAAAAGAUUCCUCUUGUGCACUACUGCUGUCAGCAGGGAUGUUAUUCUGUCUAAGGGGAAGUGAAUAAACCUUAAUCCAAGGAUUGUUAUGCUACACAUUCCUGCCAAACCUUCGUAAGUAAUGAACCUUGUUCUUUAUUAACUUCAGUUCUCCAUCCACCCUGAAUGAAAUGAACUCUGCUUUAUAGUUUAUAACUUUGUUGGUUUCAAAAGAUCUUGUUUUUGAACAAAAGAAAGUAUGCACACUUUUUGGGAGCAAAGCAAAGGGACUGUGUGCUUUGUUUAAAUCCAGCUAAUGAUUGUAUUUUUCUUUUGUGAGCAGCUUGUUACUGUGCAUCCUUUUAGCUACUGCUUAUCAAUGAUGUCUUCUGCGCAGAGAACAGAUCGCCUUAUAGUUUCUCUUAAAAUGACAUCCCCUUCCUCAUCAGUCAGGACUCAAGGACUGUAGUGUGUUGUUUGGCGUGCCCCGAGAGACAACCACAAGAUCUCCUGCACCCUUAGCUGUGUCUGUAAUCCGGAAGCCUAUGCACAUAUCUAUUUCUUGUGUGUUUACAUGUUUGGACAUCUAAAAACUUUUAUGACAACACAAUCAUCUGCAGAGGUUGUGGUCUUCCCUGCAUCUUGGUAUAUAUAUAUAUGGCACCAUUAUAAGGCAUCUAACAUCACUGUUUCGUUUGUUUAAAAAGCAAUCCUGACUCAGGACCUGAAAGAGGCCCAGAGAAACGUCUUCAAAAUCAGAAAAACGGACUGCCAAAUCUCAAAUCUCCUCCAGCUCUACAACCCUUACCCGUUUCAGCCUUCAAGAACCUUACUGUUGUUCGUUCACUAAGCAUUACGGCUAUAUGUGUUUAUCUUAAUGCUUUUUUUAAUGGUGUCUGCUCUGUGCACAUAAACCGGCUGACUGAUGCGCUGCUGCAGAAUGCCAGCCAUUUCCCUGCAGGGAUUGUAACUAAAAUCCAACUGAGUUAUUUAAUUUUCAGCAAUAAACACUGAGUGACUACAUGA
This is a messenger RNA of Girardinichthys multiradiatus, 6319 nucleotides long. RefSeq names its product C2 domain-containing protein 2. The transcript is spliced from 13 exons. The record is from RefSeq and is a predicted model, not a curated record. NCBI's taxonomy places the organism in Eukaryota, Metazoa, Chordata, Actinopteri, Cyprinodontiformes, Goodeidae. The coding region runs from base 505 to 2334 and encodes 609 amino acids.